Molecule: messenger RNA, 6674 nt
Organism: Xenopus laevis (African clawed frog)
Lineage: Eukaryota; Metazoa; Chordata; Amphibia; Anura; Pipidae
Gene: trpc4.L
Product: short transient receptor potential channel 4
Exons: 11
Coding region: 690-3590 (966 amino acids)
Biological process (GO): regulation of cytosolic calcium ion concentration; calcium ion transmembrane transport
Cellular component (GO): plasma membrane; membrane; cation channel complex
Molecular function (GO): calcium channel activity; store-operated calcium channel activity; inositol 1,4,5 trisphosphate binding
Source: RefSeq, a predicted model, not a curated record
CACAGCGCUGGCUCUGUCUCCAAGUAUCUGAGCAGCCUCUCCGCUGAGUGACAGAAAGAAAUAGCAGUCUGGGCAGAGAAAUGUUCUAGGCAAAUCAGGAGCCAGUCGGCAGUGACCAAUGGGGAUCUGCAGUAGCCAGAAAGAGAGAAGCUUUAACUCACACCGUGGGAGGAAGAGAGUUACUCAGAGACUGGGAGGAGGGAGAAAAAAGAUAAUUGAGUAGAAUAGCGCAGAGAUCAAAACUGCAUCUUGGGAAACCCGAAGGGAUAUCUCCAAAGAGAGGUGCCUGCUUUACAGCAGAGAGAGAGAGCGAGAGAGAGAGAGAAUUCACUCUCCAUAUAUGUCAAUGUGCAGCAGCCAGGGAGGGUGCACACAGUGUUCCUCAUCUUGCUCUGUUGCAUACUUCUUCAUUAAAGCAGGAGGAGAACAGUGCUAUUUGCAGUGCAGCGUGGGAUUCCCUCACACAGGGAUCUAUAGGGGGUUGUGACAUCAGCAACACGCUUUAUAAGCCCCCCAGGCACUAUUAUCCUGUUUCCUACCAUGCACGACGGAAAAGAACCAGGUACCAGGGAACUUUCCCUUAUGUAGAUGGAAUAACAAAAUCCUAACAGUUUGGUGACGGAAAGGAUUUGAUCCCUGGAUAUAUCACAUCCACUUUCACACCAAAGACAGCGUAACAUGGCAUAAACAUGGCUCAGUUUUACUAUAAAAGAAGCUCCAACUCACCCUACCAGGACCGGAUUCCUCUGCGCAUUGUGCGUUCAGAAUCAGAGCUCUCCCCAUCUGAGAAAUCCUACCUGGUCGCUGUAGAAAAAGGGGACUAUGCCAGCGUAAAACAAGCACUCGAAGAAGCUGAAAUAUAUUUUAAGAUAAAUAUUAACUGCAUUGAUCCUUUGGGAAGAACUGCUUUACUUAUUGCCAUUGAAAAUGAGAACCUUGAACUGAUUGAGCUACUUUUGUCUUACAACGUCUAUGUUGGUGAUGCAUUACUGCAUGCUAUAAGAAAAGAAGUCGUGGGGGCAGUAGAACUACUUUUAAAUCACAAGAAGCCAAGUGGAGAAAAACAGGUCCCCCCAAUCCUCCUAGAUAAACAGUUCUCAGAAUUUACACCAGAUAUAACUCCAAUAAUAUUGGCUGCUCACACAAACAAUUAUGAAAUCAUAAAGCAUUUGGUACAAAAGGGCGUUUCCGUGCCAAGGCCCCACGAGGUUCGGUGCAAUUGUGUUGAAUGUGUUUCAGGCUCUGAUGUGGAUAGCCUCCGACAUUCCCGAUCCAGGCUAAAUAUCUACAGAGCUCUGUCGAGUCCCUCUCUUAUUGCAUUAUCCAGUGAAGAUCCAUUUUUGACAGCUUUUCAGUUGAGCUGGGAGUUGCAAGAGUUGAGCAAAGUGGAAAAUGAAUUCAAAUCAGAGUACGAGGAACUGUCAAGUCAGUGUAAGCAGUUUGCCAAAGAUCUUCUAGAUCAGACACGGAGUUCCAGAGAAUUGGAAAUUAUUCUCAACUACAGAGAUGAUGGUGGAUUGUUGGAUGAAUCGAAUGGCAAUGACCUUGCUCGAUUAAAACUGGCAAUAAAAUAUCGCCAGAAAGAGUUUGUUGCUCAGCCCAAUUGUCAACAGCUGCUUGCCUCUCGAUGGUACGAUGAGUUUCCAGGUUGGAGGAGAAGACACUGGGUAGUGAAGAUGGUGACCUGUGUUAUAAUAGGACUGCUCUUCCCUGUCUUCUCUUGUUGCUACUUAAUAGCUCCUAAAAGCACCUUCGGACUCUUCAUCAGAAAGCCUUUCAUCAAGUUCAUCUGUCACACUGCAUCAUACUUGACUUUUCUGUUCCUUCUUCUACUGGCAUCACAACAUAUCAACAAGACAGAGCUGCAGGGACCCGCACCAACCAUUGUUGAGUGGAUGAUAUUACCGUGGGUUUUGGGCUUCAUAUGGGGAGAAAUUAAACAAAUGUGGGAUGGUGGAUUCCAGGAUUAUAUCCAUGACUGGUGGAACUUGAUGGAUUUUGUGAUGAAUUCCUUAUAUUUGGCAACAAUUUCAUUGAAAAUUGUUGCAUAUGUCAAGUUUCAUGGACAGCGCAAUCGAGCGGAAUGGGAAAUGUGGCACCCUACACUGGUCGCAGAAGCAGUUUUUGCUAUUGCCAACAUCUUCAGCUCCUUGCGACUGAUCUCAUUGUUUACAGCAAAUUCUCACCUGGGUCCUCUACAAAUCUCUUUAGGGAGAAUGCUGCUGGAUAUUUUAAAGUUUCUAUUUAUAUAUUGCCUUGUAUUGCUGGCAUUUGCAAAUGGCUUGAACCAAUUAUAUUUCUACUAUGAAACGGAUGGUAAAAGCCUAGGCUGCAAAGGAAUCAGGUGUGAAAAACAGAAUAAUGCCUUCUCAACGUUAUUUGAAACGUUGCAGUCUCUGUUCUGGUCUAUUUUUGGCCUUAUCAACUUGUAUGUGACAAAUGUAGAUCCAAAACAUGAAUUCACAGAAUUUGUUGGAGCCACAAUGUUUGGAACCUAUAAUGUCAUCUCUCUGGUUGUGCUUCUAAACAUGUUAAUUGCCAUGAUGAACAAUUCAUACCAGCUUAUUGCUGACCAUGCAGAUAUUGAAUGGAAAUUUGCAAGAACAAAGCUGUGGAUGAGCUACUUUGAAGAAGGAGGGACACUUCCCACCCCCUUUAACAUAAUUGCGAGCCCAAAGUCUUUAUGGUAUUUAAUUAAAUGGAUGAGAAAGCAGAUCUGUAAGAAGAAAAUGAAAAGGAAACCUGAAAGCUUUGGAGCUAUAGGGAGAAGAGCAGCUGACAAUUUGCGAAGACAUAAUCAAUACCAGGAGGUUAUGAAAAAUCUGGUUAAAAGAUAUGUUGCAGCCAUGAUCAGGGAUGCGAAGACCGAAGAGGGUUUAACAGAGGAAAAUUUUAAGGAAUUAAAGCAGGACAUUUCUAGCUUUCGCUUUGAGGUUUUGGGGUUGCUUAAAGGAAACAAAUUUAAUAUCCAAUCUUCAAAAAUGAAUAAUGGCGUUGCAGAUAUCCUAGAGACUGAAGAAAAAAGUAAAAUAAAGGAAAAAAGAAGUCGAUCACAGAAAAAAACUUUCAGCCUCUUUGACAUAACCACUAUGAUCCAUCCCAAAUCGGCAGUAAUCGCCUCUGAAGUACAAAACAGCGUGAGCAAUGGGUCUGCCUUAUUGGCCUCAGAACUAACCAAGGAGAAACAGAGAAAAAACAGCUUUGUCACAGACAUAAAAAACUUAGGCUUUUUCCACAGUCGUCCCAAAUCAAACUUCUCAGUUCCGAUUUCCAAGACAAUCUACUCUGUUUCUGAAGAGGUCGCCAACCAAGACACGGAAUCGUGUGAAAACACAGUUGACGUACAAGUCAAAGAUUCAGGGCCAAACUGCGAACUAAAUGUCAAUAAAUUAAAGGAACAAUAUUCCCUCCCUCCCAGCAUAGAAAAUACCUCAGAAAUUCUGUCUCUUGAACCCUUGGACAGUCAACACAGUUCUGUAGUUUUAACGGAACAUUCUGCAGAUGCCCGUAAACAAACUGAUUCGCCUGCUGACGAAAAUAGCACAACGGUUGACUCUGUCAAUGAAGAAGAUUCUACAACAAGACUGUGAUUUAAAAAAAAAAAAUACAGGUUCUGUAUAUAUAUACUGUAAAUAUAUAAUUUUAUAUCUUUCAUUUUUGGAAUGUCUGGACUUUGCACAGAUUCAUUAACACUUUGUCUGUAAAUAUUAUAAAUGCAGAGAUGUUAAAGUUGUAAAAAAAGGCAAUAUACUGUUGGGAUAUUCUCUUUUAUGACAUGUAACAUAGCAAUUCACGUUCAUAUAUAAAAAGGCAAGUUUUGCAAUAACAUUUUUAAAUGAAGAGAUGUUGUGACCAAAGCCAGAGUUGGUCACUAAUGUAGGAGAGAGGCAUUUCCAUCUAUGGUUAGCAACAUUUACCAUGAGCUAGAUGUGUCUGCGUUUAUUGAGUUCAUUUCCAUGUUAUAUGUAACAUGUAUAUUUGCAUCACUAUAAUUGUGCAUUAGGGUUUUUUUUAAUAUCUUAUGUAAAGAAGUAUGGAUAUGCUCAUGUCUUGUUUCCUAAAACCCAAUAUGAACAGGCAACAUUAUACAUAUACACCACUAUUAUUAUUAUUAUUUGUUUGACUGAAUGAUUGAGCAAGUUGAGUAAUUUAUGGACUUUGGACAGCACUAAUAAUAAUAUUUCUGACUUGAGGGCCAGCAAAAAGUUGUCAUGUUUGCAGGACCUACAGUAUAUCAACGUACAGUAAUUCGGUUACAUCAGGGUCACUCCAUAAGGCACUUCCCUUCAUGGUAAAUGACAUCAUGGAUGACAUCAAAUAUGACCAUAAACCGUGAUCCAUCCUGAUAAUAAAAAUAACAAAGAAAUAAGAAGAAAUAUUGUUAAGGGCAAGGAUUCCUGAUGAUUUUUUUUCCAAGAAUUACCAUGAUUUUCCAUGUGUCAUUCAUUUAAUCUAUACAGGUACACAGUCUCUCUCACGUACACUAUUCUAUGCAAAAUAUGCAUAACGAAAGCUUUCAGUCUCAAGCAAAUGCAAUGCAUUUGUUAACACUACAGAAACUGUCGCGCAUUAUGUAUGUUGUGAAUUCUUGUUGCAUGUUUCAAGACUCAUACUGUUAAUUUGCCUUAGACAUAAUUUAUGGCAGAAUUAAAAUUGCUGCUCAGGGAAUUCACAGCUAUUUUUUAUGCUGCUUGUGUACAGUAAAACAUACAACCAUGAGACAGGGAUUGGAGCAAACACUCCUUUUGGUGUGGACCAUGGAGAACUCAAAGUCAAGAAAACCUGAACUAAUCCCAUCCUUGACAAAUAGGGGCAGAUUUAUAAAGAUUCGAGUUGUUCUUUCCAUGAAGGUUUUUGCCCGAAAUCUUGAAUGAUCCGAGUGAUUCGAGGUUUUUUUAAAAUUCAUUUUCACUAAUUUGAAGUUUUUGGGUUGCGGGACUCGAACUCGCUGUUUCAGGUUUUUGUCAUUCAAGUUUUUUCUUAAAUAAGAUACCAUUCGAGUGAAUAUGAGUUCAUUCGAGGUAAAAAAAAAAACCUCUAACACUCGACCUUUGCUAAAUAACCCCCAUAGUGUAGCACAAAUUUUAAUUUCAUCACACAUACUUUGUUUAGAGUACUACAAGAGUGCUGCUCUUAUGUAAUUUUCAGUAGUGAUGGGCGAAUUUGUCCCGUUUCGCAUGGCCGGAAAAUUUGCGAAUUUCCCAUGAAAUUCUCGAAACGGCGAGAAAUCCAUGAAAGGCGAAUUUUGACGCGCGUGUCAAUUUUAAAGCCUGCAUCAAUUUGCGCCUGCCGAAUUUAUUCUUCCAUCACUAAUUUUCAGUACCACUCAGUUGUACACUAUUGUUAUCUGUACAUGUGCUAAGCUAUUUCUAAAAAAAUCAGUACAUUAUAUAGCAUGAUAAAGAAGCUAAGCAAGCAUAACCAGUGGGAAAUGUUGAUAUAUCUUGUAUACAUGGAUUCUAUAUUUGUCCUAUAGUAUAUUUUCUUCUCCUCAGAGGUGUUUAGUAUCUGCUGACCUUGUGAAAAUGGCAUUUCUGAAAUCAUUAGAGACCUCGAUAUCUGAUAUUUGUAUGGUAACUAAUAGAACAUGUAUAAGAGAAAAAAGUUUUGCACUAUAAAACCAAUUCUAGUAGGCUUCAGGGCUUCAUGUUUUUUUUAAAAAAAAAAUAGUCAUUACUAGUUUACACUUAACAAAACAAGCAUACCAUAAAUGUUAGACACAACAUUUAACUAGCUUCUCAUUUAAAAAAUUUUGGCUUUGGUUUAGACCCUUUUUGGCACAGAAUUUGCAUGUUAUAUUGUUGUCCUGAGUGCAUUAGGUUUGCAUUUAGAUUACUUGAGGGAUUAUCCUAGAGCAGGGGUCCGCAACCUUUUCACCACAUUCAAAUGUAAAAUGAGUUGAAGAACAACACAAGCAUAAAAAAGUCCCUGAUUUUGCCAAAUAAGGGGCGUGAUUUGCUAUUUGGUAGCCCCUAUGUUAACUGGUAGCCUUUGGGAGGCUCCGUUUGGCAAUACAUUAAAUAAAACUUGCCUCCAAGCCAGGAAUUCAAAAAUAAGAACCUGAGACCACUGGGAACAACAUCCAAUGGGUUGGUGAGCAACAUGUUGCUCCCGAGCCACUGGUUGGGGAUCACUGUUCCAAACUAUUAGUUCUAAUAUUCGGUUGAAUAAACAUUGCACCGGUACCUUUCAGAAGUUAUCAAUGUCUUCAACAUUCAGAUUAGAGCACUGUCCUUCACUUCCCUAAAAAAAUAUGUCAGUGGACGUGUGACUUUUUCCAUGCAAAGUACAUUGGAGACAAUGGUGUUUUCUGCACAAUUGGGCAUAAAAAGGUCCUUGUGUUAUUUUGAAGAAAUGUAGUCACCUUGAAUCCAAUACAAUGUUUGCCAAUGGCAAAAUGUUGAAUUUCACCACAAAUGCAUGCCUAGUAAAAAUUUAGCUCACUGUGGUGAAUAAUAUGGUGAAUAAAACCUAUAUUAUUUACCUAUGUCAGGAUAUCAACAAUAUAGUUUUUAUGCUUGGGUUUCAAGCUAACUACCCUUUUCCAACACAAAAAAGGACACUAACAGUUAGCAAAGACAAAAAUAUGAAACAUAAACUUAAACCUCAAUUUUUUUCUGGUUGAGUUUUUAAAGGGAAAAAAAAUUUUGAGGGGGAAAAAAUAGAAUUUUUAG